CACACCGGCGUCUCGCGCGUCGACCCCAGCACACAGUCGCGACUCCGUUCGCGCAUCCCCCGCACACACCGCGUCGCUCACCGCACGCGCACACCGCACACGCGCGUUUCACGCGUUCCCGCACACACCGCGCGCGCCAUUCCGCGCGUCUGAAUCCAGCGACGAUGGAAACACUGAUGAAGGAAAAACACAAGGACGCGCGCGCGCGCGUCGCGAACGAGGACGCGCUCUUCAUGGUGACCGUCCGCCCGAAAGACGAGUCGAACGCGACGUCCACCGACGACGCGAAGAUCUUCACGAGCCUGAUGCCCGAGAACGCGGUGACGCUCGUGGACGAGCGCGGAGGCAUGGGCGCGGUCAAGCCGUCGCGCGUGCAGCUCCUCACGAAAUCGCGCGUCUCCGUCGCGCUCUUCUCGCACACGCUCCUCGCGGAGGAGAUCGUCGACAGGUUCAUCGCCGCGCGCGACGCGCACCUGGACGACCCGAAAGCCCGCGCGAAGGCGCUGAAGGACAUGCUCGCGGAGCUCCACGCCGCGGACCACGUGUUUUCGUUCGCCGUCUUUGACGACUCGGCGAGAGCGUUCGCCGCGUGGACGCCCCGAGGCGCGCCGCUCUCAUUCGGCCACCGCGAAGACGGCAGCGUCGUCGUCGUCGCGAACCAGCCGCGGUCGCGCACGCUCGUCGGGACGCACCACGGCGUGAAGCUCGCGCAUCUCCCCGCGGGGAGGUUUAUCUACGGCCACUCGUUCCUGAAGCCGUUCGAGUUCACGUCCAUGUGGGCGUCGGCGGAGGCGAACCGCGGCGGCGCGGCGGCGCAAACCGCGCCGGCGUCGCCGACGCUCGGAGCGAUCGAUAACCUGGACAAGCCGAAGCUGAGCCCCGUGGAGUCGCGCGACUGGCGGUGGGCGAAGACGGGGAGCCGCGCGGAGGUUGAGGACAGGUGGACGACGAAGAAGACGCCGCGGUCGGUCGUCAUGAACGCGGCGGUCGCCGAGAAGGAAAACGUCGUCGUCGAGAAGAAAUUCUGCCCCAAGGAGAUCGCCGCGACGAUCGCCGCGAUCGCCGAGGAGGUCGCCGCGGAGUCCGCGCUCCAAGCGGACGCGCCCAUCUUCUCGCCGCUCCACGCGGACGCGCCCGCGUUCGCGCCCGUCUCCCCGGAGCUCGCGGCCAAGGCGAGAGAGACGUUCGCGUGGGGCGCGGUUCUCCUGCGCAACAUGGUCAACGAGCGCGCCGUCAACAGAUUUAUGACGCGCGCGGACAAGAAGUUCAUGACGGUUCUUCUCAUGCGCGCGGCGGCGUUCACGCCGCUGUCGUCGUCCUCGGAGGAGCGCGCGAAGGCGCUCGCGGACGCGCUGCUCAGCGCGAAGGAUUCCGAGGUGGACUCUACGGUGGUAACCGCGCCGGCGGCGUCCAUCGCGACGGCGACCACGAAGGGCCUCGCGCACGCCGUGCAGUCGACGACGAGAGAGAUCACGAAGAAGCUCGUCAAGAAGCAGUCGUCGCGGACGUCCGCGCUCGCGCUGCCGGCGAAGAGGGCGACCGUCGCGGUCGGGAACGGCGGCGGGGAGUCGUCCGUCGUCGUGUGCGACCUCAACGGACGCUGCUGCGUCGGCAACCAGUGCUUCGUGUAAUACGCGCGCGGCGGUUGGCGUCGGCUUUUUCGCGUGAAUUUGUUGUUCGUCGCGCGCGCGACGCGCGAAGCGCGAACGGGGGAGGAUGCCCCGCUCGCUCGCGCGCGCUCGCGAUGUUGUUUGUUUUUCAAUUUGUACCACGAGAGGGAUACAGUACGUACUACUGUAAGGGAUGGCCGCGCAGAGGGGCGGCGGCCGGCGUUUGUUUCGAUUACAAGACGGGCGGAAGUGUGAUAUCAGUUUUCAAUUUUACCGGCGGCGGGGCGCGAGUCGCGCGUCGCCGGGUGUACCACGAGAGCGUUUCAGAGGAUGUUAGCCAUAGAGUUUGUGCGAUAAUACGUGCGAACACUCCUCUUCAUU
Messenger RNA from Micromonas pusilla CCMP1545, 1991 nucleotides. RefSeq lists its product as uncharacterized. Lineage: Eukaryota; Viridiplantae; Chlorophyta; Mamiellophyceae; Mamiellales; Mamiellaceae. The record is from RefSeq and is a predicted model, not a curated record. The transcript has 2 exons. The coding region runs from base 165 to 1631 and encodes 488 amino acids.